CCUAUUUUCGGGGGAGAGUCGGCACUCAGGAAACUGUAGGAGACUGGUUACUACCAGCUCAGCUCUCACUUCAAGGGGAUCGUUUUGCUCGGUGUUGAAUCGUCUGCUUUAUACCUAGAAAAAGUCUCUUGGUGGGUGUCACGCGUUUGGGGGCUUACUAUCGUCAGUAGAUAGCUCGAGCCCACAGCGCACGGGGUCUUGCACCAUGACGACCAAAGCAGCAGUGUGGACUGCGAUUUUUGUUCUCAGCAUUGAGCUUGCUGCGGCACAACUGUGUCCAGUAAAUCAGUGCACUGAUCAGAGCUUAACGUGCCACACCAGAGAUGUCCCCGGCCAACUCAACUUCAUUUGUGAAUGUAGCCAGCCCUUCCGAGUUGGCGUCAACUGCGAUCAAAAUUUAGAUAAUCAGCAAGUCAUCACUUGUUAUGGUGAAUCUUGUGCCACGGGUACAUUUGCCUCACAAAAUUACCCCAACCCAUACAAUCCCCGCUUCAUUGCUGUGUACCUACUCUACAUCCCUGGAGCUGCUGAAAUUGUCUUCUCCUUUGACUCACCUUUUGGUGUGGAGUCACCCAAGGAUGAGUUGUACAUUGGGAGGGGUGUCACACCCGUCAUCAGUGAAUUGCGGGGAGUGUCCAAUCCCCCAGACUUGUACUUCUUUGAUGGGCGGAUAACCCCAACCGGCUCGUUCAGCAUCUUUUCUGACACCGCCUUUCUCUACUUCUUGACGGAUAAGAAUAUCGAGUAUGAAGGCUUCCGGGUACGCUGGUUCACAGUGGACAACAUCCCCCCAGUGAUUGCUUGUCCGGGCGACAUAAUGCAGACUAUCACCACAGGCAACCGCAAUGGAGGAAUAGUGAACUGGUCCCCAGCGACUGCAUCCGACAACUCUGGGGUAGCACCAACCGUGACGCUCACGGUAGGUCAGCCACCUGGCUCCUUCUACCAGUUCGGCUUGCACUCUCUUACCUACACGGCCACUGAUGCCAGUGCCAAUUCUGCGUCAUGCACCUUCUCCAUUACCGUUGUUGAUGGAGUGAAUCCUGUUAUCACGAGCUGCCCAAAUGACAUUUUCAUGGAGGUGGAUUUCAAUGUUGGAUCGGCAAACGUCUUCUGGCAGGCCGUCACGGCGACUGACAAUUCCGGCACACCUCCGACUGUGACAAUGACUCACACCUCCGGACAGAGUUUUCUGGUUGGGCAGACCACGGUAGUGUACACCUUCAUGGAUUCAGCCAGAAACAGUGCUGAGUGUCGAUUCAAUGUCGUUGUGCAACAAAGAGAGGACAAUCUCCCCCCAACAAUUGUUUGUCCAGGCAAUGUCAUGCAGACUAUCACCACAGGCAACAACAAUGGAGGAACAGUGACCUGGUCCCCAGCGACUGCAAGCGACAACUCUGGGGUAACACCAACCGUGACGCUCACGUUAGGUCAGCCAUCUGGCUCCUUCUACCAGUUCGGCUUUUACACUCUUACCUACACGGCCACCGAUGCCAAUCUCAAUUCUGCGUCGUGCACAUUCACCGUUACCGUUGUUGAUGGGGUGGAUCCUGUUAUCACAAGCUGCCCAAAUGACAUUUUGAUGCAGGUGGAUUUCAAUGUUGUAUCGGCAAACGUCUUCUGGCAGGCUGUCACGGCGACUGACAAUUCCGGCACACCUCCGACUGUGACAAUGACUCACACCUCCGGACAGAGUUUUCCGGUUGGGCAGACCACGGUAGUGUACACCUUCAGGGAUUCAGCCAGAAACAGUGCUGAGUGUCGGUUCAAUGUCGUUGUGCAACAAAGAGAGGAUAGCACUCCACCUACAAUCCAGACAUGCCCAUCUAACAUCAACCGGGAGGUAUCUCUUGGUGUUCCAGGUGGAAUUAUCAACUGGACACCACCGACUGCCACUGAUAAUUCGGGUCAGACACCCACUGUGUCAUCCACUCACACCCCAGGAUCCACCUUCACUGUCGGCACAACUACAGUUACUUACACUUUUCGAGACCAGGCAGGCAAUACCAACGUCUGUCAGUUUGAUGUCACAAUAACAGCAGUGGAUAGCACUCCACCUACCAUCCAGUUGUGCCCAUCUAACAUCAACCGGGAGGUAUCUUUGGGUGUUUCAAGAACAACUGUCACCUGGAUACCACCGACUGCCACUGAUAAUUCGGGUCAGACACCCACUGUGUCAUCCACUCACACCCCAGGAUCCACCUUCACUGUCGGCACAACUACAGUUACUUACACUUUUCGAGACCAGGCAGGCAAUACCAACAUCUGUCAGUUUGAUGUCACAAUAACGGCAGUGGAUAAUACUCCACCUGUCAUCCAGCUCUGUCCGUCAAACAUUAAUCAGGAGAUACCUUUAGGUGUUGCAAGUACAGUUGUCACCUGGACAGAACCAACUGCCACUGAUAAUUCAGGUCAGACACCCACAGUGACAUUCACUCACACACCAGGAUCCACCUUCACUCUCGGUGUGACUUCAGUUACCUACGUAUUUCAAGAUCAGGCGGGGAAUUCCAUCGUCUGCCAAUUUGAUGUGACAGUGACGUCAGUGGACCUCACUGGCCCUCAGAUAAUCUACUGUCCUCCUGACGUGACUCGCACCAUCCUACGAGGCACUGGUCCUGUCAUUGUCACGUGGCAAGAACCGUCUGUGAUUGACAAUUCGGGUAUUGCACCCAGUGUGUCCAACACUCACAAUUCUGGAGAUUCCUUCUCUGCCACUGUGAGUACGUCCGUCACCUACACGUUCACCGAUGCCGCUGGCAACAGCGCCAUAUGCACAUUCACCAUAUCAAUUACUGAAGUGAAUCCUUGCGACACCCAACAGUGCCAAAAUGGUGGGAUGUGUGUCCCUAGUUCGCUGGAGGCAAUUCGCUGCGUCUGCCCAGCUUGUUACUCGGGAGAUCGCUGUCAGAUUUUCGCCGAUGCCUGCCAGUCCAACUCUUGCCAGAAUGGUGCUCAGUGUGUAGCUGUGGCAGGGUCCUGCACGGCUUACGAAUGCCAGUGCACAGGAUGUUUCACCGGAACGUUCUGUACAGAAGCUUCAAGCAGCUGCGCCAACCACCAAUGCAAUAAUGGCGCUGUGUGCACUGUCAACACCAACAACUGCCUAGAGUACAUUUGCAACUGUCCUCCAUGCUUCCAGGGGCAAUUUUGUGAACUGGCCAUUAAUCCCUGCCAGAAUCACAACUGUCAAAACGGUGGACAGUGUCAGCCAACCGUUUCCAACUCGGAAUUCUCCUGCACGGAGUACAGGUGCCAGUGCCCGCCUUGCUUCAUUGGAGCAUUCUGUACUCAACCCCGUGAUCCCUGUCAGCCGAAUCCCUGCAGCAAUGGGGGUCAGUGUUCGGCUCUCUCUACCUCCUGUUUCUCCUACUCCUGCCAGUGCGUAGGCUGCUUCACUGGCUACAACUGCCAAGUGGCUAUUUCUUCGCCUUGUCAAACUAAUCCUUGCUUGAACGGUGGGCAAUGUUCAGUAGUUGUUGGAGCCUGUACAACGUACACAUGUAACUGUCCAGCUGGGUUUAACGGAGUCAACUGCGAGAAUGUGGUGACAGUCAAUCCGAAUGCUUGUAACAGCUUCCCCUGCCAGAAUGAUGGUACCUGUCUCACUAUGGAUGGUGCUUACUACAUCUGUCUCUGCCCCAAUCAGUACGUUGGCCUCAACUGCCAGUACUUCCAAGCGACCACACCUGGUUCGAUAGACGCUUGUGCAACAUCACCAUGCCAAAAUGGUGCCAGAUGCAUCAACAGCUACAACAGCAUCAGCAAUAUCAUCUUUGGCAACUCCCAGACCUACACCUGCGUUUGUACGGACGGAUUCACAGGUGCAAACUGCGGAUCGCUAACAGUGAGCUUUCCCUUGCUCAACAUCUGUCUGCUGGGAACCAAACCACCAUGCCAGCGUGGGGCAACAUGCUCCAAUGCGUACCAUAGCUAUGACCAAGACGUUGAUUAUGUCUGCAACUGCCCUGUUGGAUUUGUUGGUCACAACUGCGAACUCCAAGUACCAGAUCCAUGCUCCAGUGGACCCUGUCAAAAUGGUGGCCAGUGUCAGGUCUUGCAGAACGCCUUCCUCUGCAUUUGCCAGCCUGGAUUCUCUGGCACAAGAUGCGAAAACUCACAAGUGGACACCCAGCCGCCAGUCAUCAUCAACUGCCCCAAUGACAUCUCCCAAACCACUCCCAACCCCAAUGGCCAGGCAGUGUUCUGGACUCCCCCCACUGCCACAGACAACGCCGGCGUGCCGACCAUCUUCUAUCAGUCCCACAGCCCAGGCAGCCAGUUUGCAGCUGGAGCCACCCUUGUCAGCUACAUUUUCGUGGACAGCUCGUUCAACUUUGACGUCUGCCAGUUUUACAUCUUUCUCAUGACGGCCAGUGUUGACACUGUUGCCCCAAUUAUAACUGGCUGUCCCUUCGGUCAGACGGUCAAUGCUCCUGCUGGAUCCACCACAGCCAUCGCCGGGUGGAUCGAACCCACAGCCACAGACAACUCGGGUCAGCAGCCACAGCAAACCAGGUCCCACGGUCCUGGCACGGCUUUCCAGCUUGGCUACACUGAAGUAAGGUACACAUUCAGAGAUGCAACGGGGAACCAGGCCACUUGCUCAUUCCUGAUCAACGUCGUAGGUCAGGAUACAAGCAGCGUGAACGUUGUCAACUGCCCCUCCCAAGGGGUGACUGUCACGGCCCCCCAGGGUGCCACCCAAGCCGCUGUCACCUGGACAGAGCCCACUGCCACUGAUAACUUUGGUCAACUGAUAACAAACGUCAUACGCUCUCACCAGCCAGGCCAACUUUUCAACACUGGUCCGACCCAGGUCACCUACCAGUUCACUGCUAAUUCUGGGAGCCAGGGUGUUUGCCGUUUCACAGUGACUGUCAUCGGUGAGAACAGAUCCUUACAACUAUCAUGA
Acanthaster planci (crown-of-thorns starfish) is the source of this 4915-nucleotide messenger RNA. RefSeq lists its product as uncharacterized. Gene Ontology annotation, molecular function: calcium ion binding. Lineage: Eukaryota; Metazoa; Echinodermata; Asteroidea; Valvatida; Acanthasteridae. The record is from RefSeq and is a predicted model, not a curated record.